Molecule: messenger RNA, 2309 nt
Organism: Branchiostoma belcheri (Belcher's lancelet)
Lineage: Eukaryota; Metazoa; Chordata; Leptocardii; Amphioxiformes; Branchiostomatidae
Product: mRNA decay activator protein ZFP36L2-like
Exons: 2
Coding region: 89-1240 (383 amino acids)
Molecular function (GO): mRNA binding; metal ion binding
Source: RefSeq, a predicted model, not a curated record
UCCGCCUACUUGUCAUCCAUCAAACACUCUUAUCUCAAUCAGAACUUGAAAAGGAGGAAAGGCGAACAAAUACCUUCAGUUGCAGUGAAUGACCGCCGCUGGAACGGAUCAGGGGUCCACAGAGAAAAUGUCCACCGCUCUCGUGUCUGCUUUCUACGAUGUGGGCGAUGUUUUGUAUAAGAACCAAAAGAACAAUAAUAUGCAGUGGAAGCCGGACAGGAAGGCCGUGGGCUCGCCGGUAGGGACUACGGGGUUUCCGAGAAGGCACUCCACGUCCAGUGUGUCUCCAACCCUCCGAGAGCUGGGCAACUCGAAGUACAGCAACACACUGAUUUCCAUUCCCGAUGGUGGGCUACUCCUAACCGGUAACAAUAAGGAAAACCACCAGGGCAACGGUAAGCGGGAUCGGCUUCAGAGUGACGGUGGAGAGGGUAAGAAGAGUAACAUAAACUCCUCCCGAUACAAGACCGAGUUGUGCCGCCCCUUCGAAGAGAACGGACAUUGCAAAUACGGUGACAAGUGUCAGUUUGCUCACGGCGUGCACGAACUCAGGACCCUAGCCCGACACCCUAAGUACAAGACCGAACUGUGCCGUACAUUCCACACUAUCGGAUUCUGUCCAUACGGACCGCGGUGCCAUUUCAUACACAACCCCGAGGAGCGCGCCCAGGCCCAGCAGAGCCAGUCCGGGUCCUCUCAGUCGCCUCGUCAGAACCAGCACAACUCUCACCGCGAUCGCGACCAUCAUCACAACGAGCGGAACAACCAUCACCACAACAGCUCUCGACCUAGGCCGCCCCUGCAGCACUCCGUAAGUUUGCCCGGGCCCCUCUAUAUCCAGGACUCACCCCCAGCCAGCCCGAUCUCGCGAUCGCCACCCCCGGGACUCUCAUUUCCCGCCAACGACGACGUGUUCUCGCCCCUGCCACUGAACGCCAACAACGCUUUCACGUACGCGGCCCAGGACAUUCCAAAUCCGAUGCUGUCUCCCGUGCAGCGCUCCACACCUCCUUUCGGAGGCCCCCCUUCCCCCGAUGUCUUCAGCAUGCAGAGCAACGGAAGCCUGUACAGUGCGCCGCCGUCUCCACCCGACUCGCUGGCCGGGGAUCGUGACCUGUCCCCCAUCGGCGAGACGUUCGACAACCCACCCGCACCCAUCGGCACGACCGGCGCGGCCAAUCGGGCUGGAUCCGAGUACCGCCUGCCCUGCUUCUCCCGCCUGUCCGAGUCCGACCCUUGAAAAGACUGCCGCGAUUCGUGCAGGUCAUUGUACAAACUUUUUGCACAAACUUUCCAUAUAGACUAGUUAAAUCAUAUUGGGUUGGUUAUGUUAUGUUAGAACAUUGGACGCUGUUGAUUCAUGUUCAUUUGUGAUUGUUACCGCUCAUUUGUAUAAUUUGUGUACUGGAAAGGGCAUAUUUUAUACUGAACUGUUAAUAUACUUUCCAUCGUGUAUCAAAGUAUUUAUCAGGGGACAACAUGUAUGUUGUUUAUUGUUAUUUGUUUGUUACUUUGCGUCACCAAGUGGCUCAAACUAAAGGCUACAGGCUUCAACUUUUUCGUUGAAAGGUUCUCUUGUUAUCAAACCUUUUGCCAUUGUAAUGCAGAGCAUACAAAUUUUGUACUUUGUGUAUGUUAAGUCCUGUAACCACAGCACGACACAUCAUUGGAACUAUUUAACUUAUGUGACUUAUUUAUUUGAACCUUAUACGUAACGUUAUGCAUUUUGGUAAAUUUAUUAUGCUCGUUAUGUACGAGACGAUGAGAGUGAUAGAUAUUUAUUAUAUUAUGUUUAAUUUAUGAUUGUUUGUGAAUCACAGGAUUGGAGUGUGUGUACUAUGUGUAUGGUAAUAUGUGUAAUGUUGUGGUUCCUCUUUUGCAACUUUUGUACUGAUUGAAAAAUCGAACGCCGAGGUUGUAGCUUGCAUUUUCCACUCGAAAGCUUAUCAUAGUAAUCAGAAGACUGUAGAUCAGUGCAAGAAAAAAAUUGCAAGUUUCAGAGUUGUGCCAAAACCUGGAGAUCACUAAAAGAGUACGGCAGUUCUUGCUGGUUGUAAGUUUGAACUCUGUUCUUGUACUUACGGACAGGUUUGUGGAAUAUGUAGUUACGUGUGGUUUCUAUUCAAUGGGAAUUCAAUCACGGCUUGGCUGUAUGUUACUGGUAAAAGCUAUUAUGAUUCCCUACUCGGAGCCCGCCAUUCAUAGGCAGUAAGCCAUGAAGUGGACAUCUCAGUGCCUCAUUUCUGGCAUAUGCGCAAUACGAAUGUUGUUGACAGGAGAUCUUGUCAAUAAAAAACGUUUGACUUGAA